AUGGACGGCGUGACCACCACGUCCGACGACGAAUAUGUGCUCGAGGACAUUUCAUGGGACGAAAUCGACAAGCUCAAGUACUACAUUGUUGGACCGUCCAUGUUCCUCGCGGUGCGUGCCGCCGUGUACCCGAGUAAUUUGGUCAAGACGCGGCUCCAAGUCCAGUCCAAGCACAAUCCGCUUUAUUCGGGCACGUUCAAUGCGUUCGCCACGAUCGUUCGACAGGAAGGGGCGCGUGGACUGUACAAAGGCUUUGGUGCGAGCACGGCGAACGUCUUGACGGGCAACUUUUACAUUUCGAUCUAUGAAAAGUCACGCGAAGUUUGCAAGCGAUACACGACGGUGGGCGAGAAAGGGGCUAAUUUCGUGGGUGGAGCCGUGGCGUCGCUCGUGUCGCAGACAGUUGUUGUCCCGUUGGACAUUGUGUCGCAGCGUAUGAUGCUCAGUGGGCAGGGGCAGGAUGUAGAGAAGACGCGGGAACGGGCUAAAGGGUUUGUUGCUGUGACCAAGCAGAUAUUUCGGGCUGAAGGGGUCCGUGGAUUCUAUAGGGGAUGCAUGCCGUCCAUCGCGACGUACGCGCCGUCAUCCUCGAUUUGGUGGGGAUCUUACGGACUUCUUGCACCCGUGUACUAUAAACUGAUCAAGAAUUGGCCUGUCGAUUCAUUCUGGAAACAAGUGCUGGCGCAGGGAAUGAGUGGCGCAAGUGCCGGCAUCAUCACUGGCAUUUUGACAAAUCCCAUGGACAUUGUGAGGACGAAAGCGCAAGUAUAUACGCAGUACGGCGCUAUCGACACCCUCAAGUAUAUUUUAAGGAACGACGGGCCGAUGGGUCUCAUGACAGGCCUCUCCGCGCGGCUACUGGCUAUGGGUCCAUCCGGUAUCCUCAUGGUGACGUCGUAUGAGUUCGUGAAGCGUGUGUGUCGGAAACCACAUGAAGCCAGUAGUGCUGCCUACGCGUAA
Messenger RNA from Peronospora matthiolae, 960 nucleotides. The record is from the annotation of a GenBank genome assembly. NCBI's taxonomy places the organism in Eukaryota, Oomycota, Peronosporomycetes, Peronosporales, Peronosporaceae.